AUUUUGCUCCGAGGAUCCCAGAGUCUACCGUUGAUGGCAGAUUGGAAGCAAACAAUCUCCAUCUCCAUCUCCUUCCCGUCUCGUAUAUUCCAAUCAAAUCCCUAAUAUACCCUCAAUUGCGACUGGAAUUCCUCUGAACAUGGACCCGAUCCAAACUCUUCCUCCUCUUUCGAGCCUUUCUUCCUCUCUACUAUCCUUUCUCAACGAGAAGCUCAACGCCGAUGAGGAUCUCGCUCAAGCCCCGAACCGUGUCUCUGAGCUGCAGACUCAGUGCCGUGACUUGGAGCAGACCCUAAUCAACCUUCGUUCGAGCCUAGAAUCACGUCUUCUUUCUUAUGCUUCUUUCUCUGAUCGCAUUGGUGGACUUUUCGGCGAUGUUAAUGCCAGGUUGAUUGAUCUCAGUUCGCUAACUCGAUCUUGCGGUUCUCUGUCAGGUGGAGGCGAAAUUAAUGGGAGGAAGGAGCAGAUAUUGGGGCAGGAACUUCCUGCCCUGGCGAAGGAGGUAGCGAGGGUGGAGACAGUGCGAGCCUAUGCUGAGACAGCAUUGAAGCUUGACGCUUUGGUUGGUGAUAUUGAAGAUGGUGUAUCUGCUGCUAUCAACAAAAACCGUAAGAAAAAUGCUUUCCCACAAAAUUCAGAUGAAAUGCGUCUGCUUGUGAUAAAAGCACUUAAAAACGCGGAAGACAUUUUAACUUCAGUAACAAAAACUCGCCCCCAGUGGUCACAUCUUGUGUCAGCAGUUGAUGACAGAGUAGAUCGAGCUUUGGCCAUUUUAAGGCCUCAAGCAAUUGCAGAUCAUCGUGCCCUUCUUGCUUCCCUUGGAUGGCCCCCGCCACUAUCUGCUUUGACUUCCUUAGAUCCAGCAACAAGAAAAACUACAGAACUUCCUAAUUGUCUUUUCACAAUGCAAGGGGACCGUAAGCAUCAAUACUGUGAAAACUUCCUUGCCUUGUGUAACCUGCAGGAGUUGCAGAGACAGAGAAAAUCUCGGCAGCUUGAGGGCCAAAAUAGGGAAGUAGCUUUGCACCAGCCACUUUGGGCAAUUGAAGAGCUUGUAAAUCCUAUAUCGGUUGCAUCCCAACAACAUUUUUCAAAGUGGAUUGAGAAGCCCGAAUUCAUUUUUGCUCUUGUAUAUAAGAUUACCAGGGAUUAUGUCGACUCUAUGGAUGAAUUACUGCAGCCACUGGUUGAUGAAGCAAUGCUUACCGGGUACAGUUGCAGAGAAGAAUGGAUUUCAGCAAUGGUAACCUCCUUGUUUACCUACUUGGCAAAAGAGAUAUUCCCUACUUAUGUUGAUCAGUUGGGAGAAGAAAGUGACACGGGUGCUCGAUUACAGGCUAGAAUUUCAUGGCUUCAUCUUGUUGACUUGAUGAUUGCUUUUGAUAAACGAAUUCACUCUCUAGCAUCGCAGUCUGGAAUCUCGAUUUCCAUUCAGGAAGAUGGGAACUCAAAGAAGAUUUCUUCCUUAUCAGUCUUUUGUGAUCGACCUGACUGGCUUGAAUUAUGGGCGGAGAUAGAGCUUUGCGACACACUUGAGAAGCUCAAGCUGGAGACGGAUAAUGAAAGAAAUUGGACGAUGAAAGUUCCCGAGACACUUCUUUUAUCUGGCCCUGAAGAUUACAAGUCUCCUGCCAUUUCUAGUGUCUUUCUUCGGCGUCUAUCAUUAGUAGUUGAACGCUGUAAAAUAUUGCCUACCAUUUCUUUAAGGUCAAGUUUUAUCAAAUUAGUUGGAGUGCCUAUUGUACACAAAUUUUUGGAUUGCUCACUUUCAAGAUGCCAGGAAGCUGAAGGACUGACUGCCUUAACGGAUAAUGAUGCUUUGAUUAAAGUUGCGAACUCCAUUAAUGCUGCACGUUAUUUUGGUUCUGUCUUGAAGGAAUGGUCUGAGGACGUGUUCUUCCUUGAGAUGGGACUGGAUCAGGCGGAUCAACUUGGAUUGUCUUUUGGUGGUAAUGGUGAUAUUAAGGAGCUAAUUGGUGGAUCUGAUUGUGGUAUUUUUGAGGAGGAUAUCACAAAGUUGGAGAAUUUUCGAAAAGAGUGGGUUGAGAAGAUAUCAAUAGUUGUUUUGAGGGGAUUUGAUGCUCGCUGUCGAGAUUAUAUAAAAAACAAGAGGCAGUGGCAAGAAAAGAGUGAAGAUGGUUGGACAGUGUCAAAGUCUCUUGUAGAGGCUCUAGAUUAUAUACAAGGAAAACUAUCUAUUUUAGAAGAGCAAUUGAAUGGGAUAGACUUUGUUGGGUUAUGGAGAAGCUUAGCUGCUAGCAUGGAUCGGCUGAUUUUUAACGGCAUUCUCAUGAGCAGCGUCAAAUUUUGUGAUGAUGGUGUUGAGAGGUUGGGUAGGGACUUAGAGUUUUUAUUUGGUGUAUUUGGAGCUUGGUGUCUGAGGCCUGAAGGUUUCUUCCCCAAAGUGAGCGAGGGCCUGAAGUUGUUGAAGAUGGGGAAGAAGCAACUUGAAGAUCGUUCGGUAGGAGGUGAGAAAUGGAUGUUGGAGACAGGACUUAGGCAUUUGACUGUAACUGAGGCUGAAAAGAUAGUGAAUAGUAGAGUAUUCAUGAUUUGAAGGCUUCCAAAAUAAAUUUACUCUUCCUUUCCUUAUCAUUACGGGCUGAGGUACUGCGGACUUGGACAUAAAAGAGAGGUUUUAGGUCAGUAACAUCGCUCAUGCAAUUGCUGGAUUUUUUUUCGUUCUCUUCUUGGUUGUAUAUGAUUCUCAACCUAUUGAACUGGCCCAUAGAUCUCUGGAAAACAGACAACAGAAACAUGAAAUUGUUUUAUUUAUACUGUGGAUAUUAUAUCCUAGCUGCAAAAUUAAUUUGAUUUUAAGGAGAUCAGUCUAUGAAUAAAGAAGGUGACUUGCAUUCAUUUA
Tripterygium wilfordii is the source of this 2863-nucleotide messenger RNA. Its product is annotated as RINT1-like protein MAG2. Gene Ontology annotation, cellular component: Dsl1/NZR complex. Gene Ontology annotation, biological process: regulation of ER to Golgi vesicle-mediated transport; endoplasmic reticulum to Golgi vesicle-mediated transport; retrograde vesicle-mediated transport, Golgi to endoplasmic reticulum. The transcript has 4 exons. The record is from RefSeq and is a predicted model, not a curated record. NCBI's taxonomy places the organism in Eukaryota, Viridiplantae, Streptophyta, Magnoliopsida, Celastrales, Celastraceae. Bases 140 to 2557 code for a protein of 805 amino acids.